AUGUAUAAUAAUAAUUUCGAAUUCAUUGGAGAGGACCAUUAUGUUAACUUUUAAAUGGAUUAGCAUUAGUAUUAAGUUAAAUAUAUUACCAAGAUUAGAUUUAGGUUUUGUUAAUAGUAGCUCUUAAAUGUUAUGUUAAAAUUCAGAUGAUGAGUGUCUAAAUUAACAAGAGUUCUUUUCUUAAAUUCGACUAUAGAAGAAUAAUAAUGAAUUUUAAUUAAUACCUGAAUAAAGAUAAGGAAAGAGAUAAUAGAAAAAGAAAAGAUCAGAAGACACAAUAUUUUCAAGCAAAUAAAACUAAAAGAAUACUUAUAUUAAUAAAAUUACAUCUCUAAUUUAAGAGACAAAACCAAUUGUGGCUUCAAAAUUUGAAAGAAAAGUUUCCAUAAAUACAGAUGAUUCAAUAUAGGCUAAAUUAAUUAGAAAUAGGGAAUGUGCAAAAAAUUCGAGAAAGAGAAAGAAAAUUUAUUUAGAACUAUUGGAAAACAGAGUAAAUACAUUGAAGGAAGAAUUAGAUAAAUGUAAGAAGAUAAUUAAAGGUCAUAAUAGUUAUAUGUAAUAAAUAGAAUCUAAUACUUAAGUAAGUAAAUCUACUAUAAUUUUUAGUUAUAAAACUAUUUUUUAUGUAGAUAACAAUUGUUUGAAAAGUUGGAAUUUGCUGUAUAGAAUAAUUCUGAUAAAAAUGAAGUUAAUAUGUUACUUGAUUAAAUGAGAUUAAGGAUUGGAGGAGGAAAUGAGAAAAUAAAGGCUUCAAACUAUUUUUUGUAAUAAAUCAUGGAGAUGUCAUUUCCUGAUCAUGUUACAUAUUUAUUAUGGGCUUCAGGAUUAAAUUUAAAUGAAACAAAUUGGUUUAUAGAUUUAAGUAGAGAAAUAAAUAUAUCUGAUUUAUAAAUGAAAUCUUUGAAGAAAUCUUAUUAGAAUAUAGAAUAGGAUAGAGAAUAAUUAAAAGAGUAACAAUUUUAGUUAUUUUAGGAUAAUUAAAUAAUUAUAAAAUGUCAAAGAGAAUCUUGAUCAAAAAACAAAUUCUUUGGAAAAUUUUAUUGAUGAUCUGAGAAAAAUACUAACUCCUAUAUAAGUAGCGAAAUUUUUAUUAGGUUUAGAGAAAGUAAAUUAAUUUUAAUAUUAUGAUAGAAUAAAUUUUAGAAAGAAUUUAACAUUUAAAUUUUGGGGAAAGAUUUUGAAGUUGAGUAUGAUACAGAAAUUAAAGAAGGAGAUUAUGAUACUGUGUUAAAAAAGGUUUAAAUUUGAUAUUUAUAUAUAUUUAAUCAUUAUUUAUUUAAAAUUUGAUCUCUUAUUUGAUUUCCAAUUACAUGUCUAUAAUUUGGAUCUUUUUUAAUUUUCCUUAUAGAUCUANUACCUGAAUAAAGAUAAGGAAAGAGAUAAUAGAAAAAGAAAAGAUCAGAAGACACAAUAUUUUCAAGCAAAUAAAACUAAAAGAAUACUUAUAUUAAUAAAAUUACAUCUCUAAUUUAAGAGACAAAACCAAUUGUGGCUUCAAAAUUUGAAAGAAAAGUUUCCAUAAAUACAGAUGAUUCAAUAUAGGCUAAAUUAAUUAGAAAUAGGGAAUGUGCAAAAAAUUCGAGAAAGAGAAAGAAAAUUUAUUUAGAACUAUUGGAAAACAGAGUAAAUACAUUGAAGGAAGAAUUAGAUAAAUGUAAGAAGAUAAUUAAAGGUCAUAAUAGUUAUAUGUAAUAAAUAGAAUCUAAUACUUAAGUAAGUAAAUCUACUAUAAUUUUUAGUUAUAAAACUAUUUUUUAUGUAGAUAACAAUUGUUUGAAAAGUUGGAAUUUGCUGUAUAGAAUAAUUCUGAUAAAAAUGAAGUUAAUAUGUUACUUGAUUAAAUGAGAUUAAGGAUUGGAGGAGGAAAUGAGAAAAUAAAGGCUUCAAACUAUUUUUUGUAAUAAAUCAUGGAGAUGUCAUUUCCUGAUCAUGUUACAUAUUUAUUAUGGGCUUCAGGAUUAAAUUUAAAUGAAACAAAUUGGUUUAUAGAUUUAAGUAGAGAAAUAAAUAUAUCUGAUUUAUAAAUGAAAUCUUUGAAGAAAUCUUAUUAGAAUAUAGAAUAGGAUAGAGAAUAAUUAAAAGAGUAACAAUUUUAGUUAUUUUAGGAUAAUUAAAUAAUUAUAAAAUGUCAAAGAGAAUCUUGAUCAAAAAACAAAUUCUUUGGAAAAUUUUAUUGAUGAUCUGAGAAAAAUACUAACUCCUAUAUAAGUAGCGAAAUUUUUAUUAGGUUUAGAGAAAGUAAAUUAAUUUUAAUAUUAUGAUAGAAUAAAUUUUAGAAAGAAUUUAACAUUUAAAUUUUGGGGAAAGAUUUUGAAGUUGAGUAUGAUACAGAAAUUAAAGAAGGAGAUUAUGAUACUGUGUUAAAAAAGGUUUAAAUUUGA
Molecule: messenger RNA, 2381 nt
Organism: Paramecium sonneborni
Lineage: Eukaryota; Ciliophora; Oligohymenophorea; Peniculida; Parameciidae
Source: the annotation of a GenBank genome assembly